AUGACAGUGAAGGCAAACUCCGCAGAUAGGUUUCACCCAUCGAGCAAGCUCUAUGCUGUGCUAAACUACAACUACGUCCUAUUUCCAUUAACCCAGCUUCUGACCUACUAUGCCCUUUUCAAGAUCGCUCAAGCGACAUGGUAUUAUGCGGUCGUCUCUCAUGAGAAUACCUGGCAUUGGACGACGGCGGUCCACUUCCUGUUAAAUGCUAUUUUUGUCGUCAGCCAGUUCCCACCUUACGCCAAUGUUUGGGGAAUGUGUUUACCAAUCCGAACAUAUAAGAAAAAGGAGGCAAUAAGAAGGAGGCCUUUCCAGACACUGAGAAUAUGCCUUGUGACCAAGGGGACAAAUUUCCAGACGGUCCUCACAUCUACAAGCCGCUGGAGCCGCCUAAAGCAUCCUUCGUUACAGUUCCAUGUUCUGGUUGAUGGGGGGAACGGCCUCAAGUUCAAAGAAGCCCUGCCCUCGUACAUCCAUAUAGAUGAUGUCCCCGAUUCGUUUAAGCCCACGAGCGCCAAAUACAAAGCCAGGGCGCUAGAAUUCUUUCGCCGGAAGCACAGCCUCACCAAAAGUGACUGGGUAUUGCAUCUAGACGAGGAAUCCGAAAUCGACGAAUACGUUAUUGAAACCUGUCUGGACUUUAUAGAACGGGGGACUGCGGAAGUUGGCAUGGGGACAAUCUUCUAUAAUGGCGCCAACCACUGGAAGAACGCAUUUCUGUCUACAGGUGAAGUAAUGCGGAUAGCCGAUGACUUUGGCCGUUUCCAACUGCCUGUCCGACUGCUCCAGCGGCCCUUGCUCGGCUGGAUGCAUGGGUCAUGGAUCCUCAUCAAUGGGGAGGUUGAAAACAGUGUCACCUGGGAUACAGCCUGUAUCGCGGAGGACUUUUGGUUUGCUUACCGGGCUGCGUCUCUUGGAUACAAGUUUGGUUGGCUCCACGCCAUUGUUCGAGAGCAGCCCCCUUGCACGUUCAAAGAUUUCCUGAAACAGCGAAGACGGUGGUAUACCGGUAUUCUGUCAAUAGACAGUGCUAUUGUACGAUUUAUGCUUACAGCAUCUAUUCUCGGAGUGGCUUGCUUCUAUAUGUUCCCAUUAUAUGGUCUUCUUGGCUACAGAAUCCCGAUGCCAAAAUGGUACUUUUACUGGAUACUCUGGAAUGACGCAACGAAUGUGCACGCACUGCUGGCAUCUUCCAUAAUGCAGGAUAUGACCAUGACAGAUAUCUCAUGGAUGGACAUUGCGCUGAAUGCUCUCAAGGCAGUGGCUUUGUCGCCGCUGGUGCACCUAAUGCAAACAGUAGCUCUGAUAUCCUCCUGGAUCCAGCCUUCCCAGGGAUUUAAGGUGAUUGAGAAGAUCUAA
Molecule: messenger RNA, 1359 nt
Organism: Aspergillus puulaauensis
Lineage: Eukaryota; Fungi; Ascomycota; Eurotiomycetes; Eurotiales; Aspergillaceae
Product: glycosyltransferase family 2 protein
Exons: 5
Coding region: 1-1359 (452 amino acids)
Cellular component (GO): cytoplasm
Molecular function (GO): beta-1,4-mannosyltransferase activity
Source: RefSeq, a predicted model, not a curated record